Eruca vesicaria subsp. sativa (arugula) is the source of this 1525-nucleotide messenger RNA. Lineage: Eukaryota; Viridiplantae; Streptophyta; Magnoliopsida; Brassicales; Brassicaceae. The record is from the annotation of a GenBank genome assembly.
UCCAGAUCUGACCUUACUUCUCUCACAGCUUCCUCUGUUGCUCCUUGUUGUUAUCGUUUCGUUUUGUUGAACUUCGUUUACUCUGUUAUCGUUUUGAUUUAUAGAUCUGGCCUUAUCACGAAUGAUCUCCAUCGAUUUUUGUGUGUAUCUCGUCAGAUUUUGUCUAUGUUAGCCUAUACAGUUAUCUGUGAUACGAAACGAUGUCGUCUACACGUGAAGAGAAUGUGUACUCAGCCAAGUUAUCCGAGCAAGCUGAGCGUUACGAGGAGAUGGUUGAGUACAUGGAGAAAGUUGCCAAGACUGUUGACUCCGAGGAGCUUACCGUGGAAGAGAGGAAUCUCUUGUCCGUUGCUUACAAGAACGUGAUUGGUGCAAGGAGAGCUUCCUGGAGGAUCAUUUCUUCAAUUGAACAGAAGGAAGAGAGCAGAGGGAACGAAGAACACGUGGCGCUUAUCAAGGACUAUAGAGGGAAGAUUGAAACUGAGCUUGGGAAAAUCUGUGAUGGGAUUUUGAAUCUUUUGGAUUCUCACCUUGUUCCUGCUGCUUCUUUGGCUGAGUCUAAAGUGUUUUACUUGAAGAUGAAGGGGGAUUAUCAUAGGUAUCUUGCUGAGUUUAAGACUGGUGCUGAGAGGAAAGAUGCUGCUGAGAACACUCUCGUGGCUUACAAGUCAGCUCAGGAUAUUGCACUUGCUGAUUUGCCUCCUACUCACCCGAUUAGAUUGGGACUUGCUCUUAACUUCUCUGUUUUCUACUAUGAGAUUCUCAACUCGCCUGAUCGUGCUUGCAGUCUCGCCAAACAGGCUUUUGAUGAAGCAAUCUCUGAGCUGGACACAUUAGGAGAGGAAUCAUACAAAGACAGUACAUUGAUAAUGCAACUUCUCCGUGACAAUCUGACUCUCUGGACUUCUGACCUCAAUGAUGAGGCGGGUGGUGAUGAGAUCAAGGAGGCGUCAAAAGACGAGCCUGAAGAAGGGAAGCAAGCGUAGACGUUGAAGUGACCAAGAGGAAGGGAGCAAGAAAUUUUAUAAGUAUGUGUGUUAUGGAUUUGACUUUAGUUUCUUAAAACAUUAUCAUAUGAGAUUUGUAGAAGCAGAGAGAAGAUCAUGAUUUGGUUUUCUUCUUUGGAAACUUAAAACUCUGUUCUUUUUUUAUUAUGGGGUUUUUCAAGCUGUUUGAGUCUUUCGUUGGUUUUACUUUGUCGUUUGUUAGUACUUUGUUGCUUGUUAGUAGUAUGAAGUGAAACCCAUCUUGGCGACAACUGCUUUGGUAGAUCUGGAAGCCUUUAAUUGCUAGUACCUCCUAACUCUUUUACGUACGAGUGAAGUUAAAUUUACACUGAAACACACUUUUUGAGAAUCUAAUAACUCAGAAAACAUAUUCUUCGCCGGUUGAGCACGUUGGAGUAUCAAGUGAAUUUUCAAUUUUCCCUUUAAAUAAACUUAACUCUUUUAUUCUGAAAACCAACGAUACAUUCUCUUACUUCUUAUGGUUUCUUACUGUUCUUCUAAUUCUCAUUAUGUUCUAG